This is a messenger RNA of Chanos chanos (milkfish), 1431 nucleotides long. RefSeq names its product 5-hydroxytryptamine (serotonin) receptor 7a (gene htr7a). The record is from RefSeq and is a predicted model, not a curated record. NCBI's taxonomy places the organism in Eukaryota, Metazoa, Chordata, Actinopteri, Gonorynchiformes, Chanidae. Bases 1 to 1431 code for a protein of 476 amino acids. Gene Ontology annotation, biological process: chemical synaptic transmission; smooth muscle contraction; positive regulation of MAPK cascade. Gene Ontology annotation, cellular component: plasma membrane. Gene Ontology annotation, molecular function: G protein-coupled serotonin receptor activity. The transcript has 2 exons.
AUGGUGCUGAGUGACACCAAUGGAAGUGCAUUCGGAGACAGCAGUAUGAGGUCUUCUAUGGUCGAAGAGCGCACGAGUGAUCUCGGCGCUGUUGGUGUUGCUUCUUCAAACGGCAUGAUGAUCUCCGAUGCGCUCGUAUCCCAGUUGAUCAAGAUUACGCACGAGGCUGGAGAGGCGGCAGUGGCCGUUGCGGCAGCGUCCUCUGGUUCUCCCAGAGUUUUGCCCUCAAGCUCCCCGAGCCUUUUGAUGGAGAUGGCGAACAGCACGCGCUGCGGGGAGCAGAUCCUGAGCCACGGUAAAGUGGAAAAAGUUCUCAUUGGUGGAGUGCUUACCAUGCUUACGCUCAUCACCAUUUGCGGGAACUUGCUCGUGGUCAUCUCCGUGUGUUUCGUGAAGAAGUUACGGCAGCCGUCCAACUAUCUUAUCGUGUCACUCGCGCUGGCGGACCUGUCCGUCGCCGUGGCGGUGAUGCCGUUCGUGAGUAUAACAGAUCUGAUCGGUGGCCGUUGGAUUUUCGGUCAGUUCUUCUGCAAUGUGUUCAUCGCUAUGGAUGUGAUGUGUUGUACCGCAUCUAUCAUGACCUUAUGCGUCAUCAGUAUAGAUAGGUACCUUGGUAUCACCAGACCCCUCACAUACCCAGUAAGACAGAGUGGAAGAUGCAUGGCCAAAAUGGUGCUCUCUGUGUGGCUACUCUCUGCAUCAAUCACCCUACCUCCACUCUUUGGUUGGGCACAGAAUGUAAAUGAUGAUCGUGUUUGCCUAAUCAGUCAGGACUUUGGUUACACCAUCUACUCCACUGCCGUGGCCUUCUACAUACCCAUGACCGUGAUGUUGAUCAUGUACUACCGCAUCUAUCGGGCAGCCAAGCUCAGUGCCGCCAAACACAACAUCACAGGGUUCCCAAGAACAGGAGAGGGGGAAGAAGGAGACGAAGAGGAGGAGGGGGAGGGCCGCGACAGGGAGCCGAAAGGCAUAGACUGCGUAACCAUGGCGAUGAAGCUGCACAGGGAAGUGGAGGAGUGCACCCACUUGCCCCGCCUCUUGCGCGGAGUCAGAGGCGGAACCAGUAGCGCGGACAGGAGGAGCAUCUCCAUCUUCAAGCGGGAACAGAAGGCUGCCGCCACGUUGGGUAUCGUGGUGGGCGCGUUCACCGUUUGCUGGCUGCCGUUUUUCUUGCUCUCCACCGCCCGACCGUUUGUCUGUGGGACGGAAUGCAGCUGCGUACCCAUGUGGGUGGAGAGGACCCUUCUGUGGUUAGGUUACGCCAACUCGCUUAUUAACCCUUUUAUCUAUGCCUUCUUCAACCGUGACCUCCGCACCACGUACCGGAGCCUUCUCAGCUGUCGCUAUCGCAACAUCAACCGCAGGCUCUCUGCCGCAGGCAUGCAUGAGGCCCUCAAACUGGUGGAGCGACCAGAUGCAGUCAUCUGA